AUGGCGGCGGGGGCGCCCGCAGCACGCAAGCGCCCGGCGCCGGACGAAGCCGCCACCCCCGCGGAUGCCGGCAAGAAGAAGAAGAAGCGGGCUCGCUACCAGUUCGAGAACAUCGACGACUACGAGAUGCUCGAGGAGCUCGGGGAGGGCAUCUUCGGCGUGGUGGCCAAGGCGCGGGACCGCCGCACGGGCGCGACGGUCUCCGUGAAGUGGAUCCGCGGCGACGAGUUCGACGGAGGCGGCGCGCCGAACCUCCCCGCGGUCGUGCGCGAGGCCGGCUGCCUCGCCGCGUGCCGCGGCCACCCCGGCAUCGUGCAGAUCAAGAAUGUCGCCAAGAGCGAGGAGACCGGCGACCUGUACAUCGUCAUGGAGCUCGCCGGCCCCAGCCUCCGCAGCCGGCUCGAGGGGCGGCCCUUCUCCGAGGACGAGACGCGCGACUCCAUGAGGCAGCUCCUGCGGGCCGUGGAGAAGCUGCACGCCACGGGGACGAUCCACCGCGACAUUAACCCUGACAACAUCCUCGUCGGCGCCGACGGAGCGCUUAAGAUCUGCGGCUUCGGAUGCGCGACGCCGGCGAGGCGCGUAGGAAAGACGUUCCUGGGAAAGCUCCAAGGCACGACGAUGCAGUACCGCCCGUCGGAGCAGCUGAUAUGCAGCCAGUGGUACGGGCCCGAGGGGGACAUCUAUGCGCUGGGGUGCGUGAUGUUCGAGCUCCUCACCGGCGAGCCCCUGUUCACGGCGACCACGGAGGAUGACAUGAUCGAGCAGACGCUGGAGCUGAGCGACGAGCUUCUCACCAUGGGAGUGGAAGCGUUCGACGACGUGAUAGACCACCUAUCCUUGGCCGGGCGCGAGGUCCUUGCUGGCCUGCUGAGCUACGACUCCUGGGAGAGGCCCACCGCGGCAGACGCACUUAAGCAUCGGUGGUUCACUGAGGAGGAUGUGGAGACGAAGCCCCCUGCUGCCGUGGAACCCGAGUUCCCUGGCUUCGUGCCGCUGUUUACACAAGCAUAG
Molecule: messenger RNA, 1014 nt
Organism: Panicum virgatum (switchgrass)
Lineage: Eukaryota; Viridiplantae; Streptophyta; Magnoliopsida; Poales; Poaceae
Product: putative cyclin-dependent kinase F-2
Exons: 1
Coding region: 1-1014 (337 amino acids)
Biological process (GO): intracellular signal transduction; protein phosphorylation
Cellular component (GO): cytoplasm; nucleus
Molecular function (GO): ATP binding; MAP kinase activity
Source: RefSeq, a predicted model, not a curated record